AUGACCAAACCCAUGUCAAUCCGAAUAGUCAAUACUGUCCGCUCAUACUCAACCCGCACCAAGCAGAGUCUGUCUCUCCCCGACGGCCGCACUCUCAGCUACGCCGAAUACGGCAUCCCAUCAGGCACGCCCCUACUGUAUCUCCACGGCUUCCCCUCCUCACGCCUGGAAGCCUCCGCAUUCGAUCCCAUCGCCCGCAGUCGCAAUCUCCGCAUCAUUGCACCAGAGCGGCCCGGAUACGGCCAAUCCACAUUCCAACCCAACCGCCAGAUACGCGACUACCCCGCCGACAUCCAGUCCCUGGCCGACCACCUCAACCUUCCCAGUUUCGCCGUCCUAGGCGGAUCCGGCGGUGGCCCGUACGCACUUGCAUGCGCGCACUCACUACCACACCACCGUCUCUCCGGCGUUGGGGUCCUCGCGGGCGCUGGACCAUGGAGCGCCGGUAUGCAGUACGUGUCGGUUUCAAGACGACUAACAUCGCUUGCGGCGACGCAUACACCGGUCGGAUUCCGACUAGUCCUGGAUGGGCUAGUUAAUGCUUUAAAAUGGACUGUAACCACGCGCCCCGCGACGCGGUGGAUCAACGCCUGGCUUGAGAAACAGGCUAGCUCUGAGAAGGGAACACUGAGCAUAGACGAGCGCCGGCAGAUGGUGCUGGAUAUGUCGUUUGAAGCGUUUGCGCAGGGCAGCGGUGCGACUGUGCAGGAGGCUGUUCUGCUAUCGCAUGAUUGGGGGUUUAGAUUUGAGGAUAUCGCCUAUGACAAGGUGAGGAUCUGGCAUGGUGUCAACGAUUCAAAUGCACCGGUUGAGAUGAUUAGGUAUAUGGCUGGGCGGAUUCCGCAUUGUGCGUUGACCGAGUUUGAUGAUACCCAUUAUACGGUUGCGAGGCAUAUUGAACGCAUUUUGGAUGAGCUUGUUCCUGUUGCUUGA
Molecule: messenger RNA, 933 nt
Organism: Aspergillus versicolor CBS 583.65
Lineage: Eukaryota; Fungi; Ascomycota; Eurotiomycetes; Eurotiales; Aspergillaceae
Product: alpha/beta hydrolase
Exons: 1
Coding region: 1-933 (310 amino acids)
Source: RefSeq, a predicted model, not a curated record